Molecule: messenger RNA, 2044 nt
Organism: Chroicocephalus ridibundus (black-headed gull)
Lineage: Eukaryota; Metazoa; Chordata; Aves; Charadriiformes; Laridae
Product: solute carrier family 2, facilitated glucose transporter member 11-like
Exons: 11
Coding region: 447-1952 (501 amino acids)
Biological process (GO): monosaccharide transmembrane transport
Cellular component (GO): plasma membrane
Molecular function (GO): hexose transmembrane transporter activity
Source: RefSeq, a predicted model, not a curated record
UUAUGCUAAAAGAUAUGACACAGUCAAAAAUGAAAGCAGUAAGUACAAUAAAAAGUUGUUGAUUUUUAAUGCUGUACUUUUGUGGCAUAACAUUAUGGUUUGAUGUACCCAGAUUACUGCAGAUUGCAGACAAGGAAAAUGAUUCCCUCUUCCAGGACUGCCAACCUGUCAGAUACUGCAGGCAUACAGUGAAAGCUGCACUAUCAGGAACGUCUUUUAAAACUAUUUCUCCUUGCAAGCAAAGUGGUGGAUUAUCACUCUUAUACUAGCACAUAGUCUUGCUAUGGCACUGUGGCUGAUGAUUUCACUUUGGCAGCAAAUUAGAGGGAUCUUGGAAAAAUGUUUAAAUCCAAGAGGAUUUGAAGUGGACAAUGCAGGUUUCCAGAGGGAAAGGGCAAGUGUGCAACAAAGACCCCGGCCCUGCACAAAUCUAGACUAACGAGAAGAUGGUGGAGCAUUUUACUCUUCCUUUGCAGGUUCAGUUCCGGGGAUUAUUUCAAAUGAUCUUAGUGUUGGGAAUUGGUGGUAGUUUCCCAUAUGGAUUCCACAUUUCUGUCAUCAACUACCCUUCUGUGCACAUCAGGAAGUUUAUUAAUGAAACCUGGAUAGAGCGACAUGGCUCUCCCCUCCAUCCUGAGACAAUUAUGCUGUUGUGGUCCUUCAUUGUGUCUGUUUAUGGGAUAGGAGGAUUCCUGGGGAGCCUCUGCUGUGGCUAUUUGACUACAAAAUACAGAAAAAAAAAGUGCCAAAUGUUAACCAACCUGAUCAUGUUGGUAGCUGCCCUUUUCAUGGCCUUCAGUAAAACAGCCAGAUCUUUCGAGAUGAUUCUGCUUGGACGCUUUCUCUAUGGCAUUGGUACAGGUUUUUCUCUCAAUAUACAUCCUCAGUAUGUAGGAGAGAUUUCACCUAAGAAGCUGCGUGGAUUUACCAACUCCACAGUUGCUGUUUUUCUGACACUGGGAAAACUCACAGGACAGGUUAUUGGACUACGGGAGAUUUUAGGAAGCGAAGCUUUGUGGCCAUGGUUGUUAGCAUCUAGUGGACUUUCAGCAUUGGUUCAACUGGUUACUCUCCCAUUUUUCCCUGAUUCACCAUCCUACCUCCUGAUACAGAAGGGUAAUGAGGAAGCCUGCAGGAAAGCCAUCAGGAAGCUCUGGGGGGAAGGAGACCAUCAAGCAGAAAUUGAUGACAUUAUGAAGGAGAAGGCUGCAAUGACGAGCACAAAAACUUUGCGUGUCCUCGAAGUAAUAAAAGAGCGAUCUUUGCGCUGGCAACUUUACAUCUUGAUGACUGUCAUGACCACCUUGCAGCUUUGUGGAAUCAAUGCAAUAUACUUCUAUUCUUUUGAAGUUUUCCACACAGCCAAGUUUGAGGAAUACCUUAUUCCAUACGUGUCCCUGGGAGUUGGGUUAUGUGAAUGCUUAUCCUCUAUAUUGUGUAGCACCCUUAUAGACCGAUUUGGGAGGAAGGUGCUGCUAUGGGGAGGAUACACGCUGAUGUGUUCUGUGCUAGCACUCCUUACCAUGACCCUGUCACUGCAGCAUCAGUAUUUCUGGAUGCAUUACUUCAGUGUUAUCUUGAUCUUCCUAUUCGUUAUCUUCUAUGGAAUUGGACCAUCUGGAGCUACUAUAUCUAUUAUGGUUGAAAUCUUCAGCCAGUCAUUCAGACCAUCAGCCUUUCUGAUUGUUGGCUGCAUCAACUGGAUGGGACUGUUUGUACUUGGGAUGAUUUUUCCGUUGAUUGUUGAUAACCUUGGACCCUUCUGCUUCCUCAUCUUUUUGGCAAUCCUUGCUUUAUCAGCAAUUUUCAUCUACCUGUAUCUCCCUGAGACCAAGGGAAAGUCAAUCAUGGAAAUAAAAGCAGAGUUCAACAAGCUGAACUUUGGGAAAAAAGAAACCUCAGUCACUGAAAAUAAGUUUCCUAAGGAGCAGGUGUUCUGCACCAAACUAUGAAUGUUUAGAGGAGAAAUUUGCAUCUCUUAGAAAAGACAGGAAACAAUGUUGCAAUAGAACUAAAAAGGAAACAUUAAAAACAGACUGCAAGC